GAAAAAAGAAGAAUUUAUGUAUUGGAAUUGAGUGAGGUUAUGGUUCUAAAGUUAAUAACAAAACCAAAUAAUUGUUUCAAAGAUGAACAACUUUUAAUAACAAACUACAAAAAUUAUAAAUUGCUGAAAAGAUGACUAGUAAACUAUCUCCGAAUACUUUCCGUAGUGUAUUUAAGACCAUCGACAAAGAAUUACUACGGUGGUUUCCCGGUCACAUGAACAAAGGUUUAAAACAAAUGCAACAUAAAUUAAGAUCUGUAGAUUGUAUUAUAGAAGUUCACGACGCAAGAGUGCCAAUAUCUGGUAGAAAUGCCGAUUUUAAAUAUACGGUGGGUGGUAUUAAACCUCACAUACUAGUUCUUAACAAGGCGGAUUUAAUAGAUAAAUACUAUUUACAUUCAAUCGAAAAUAACCUUAAACAAGAAUAUCGACACAUAAUAUUUACUCACUGUAAAAAUCAGCAAUGCCCAGGUUUACUACAAGUCUUUCCUUUAGCACAAAAAUUGAUUAAGGAAUCUGAUAGGUACAACAGAUCCAAUGAAGAGGAUUACAACAUUAUGAUCAUUGGAAUACCAAACGUUGGGAAAUCUAGCUUGAUUAAUGCUUUAAGGACAAGGUAUCUAGGAAAAGGAAAAGCUACAAGUGUAGGCGCUGUCCCAGGUGUAACACGAAGUGUUUUGCAUAAGAUAAAGUUAUGUGAAAAACCUUUAUUUUAUAUGCUAGAUACACCUGGAAUUUUAUCACCCACUAUUUCAAGUGUAGAUGCUGGUUUAAAGCUUGCUUUGUGUGCAACUGUUGAAGAUCAUUUUGUAGGUGAACGCAUUUUAGCAGACUAUCUCCUAUUUUGGUUAAACAAACAUAGCCAUUUUGAAUAUGUAUCAUAUUUUAAUUUAACUGAACCAAAUGAUAACAUUUUAGAAGUUUUAACACAUAUCGCCGGGGUUAAUAAGAAGACUAUUAAAUUUAAGGAUCACACUAAUAACUAUGUUAUUAGACCAGACUUAGAUCAAGCUGCACAUAUGAUGUUAAGAGCUUUUCGAGUUGGUAACUUAGGAAGGGUAAUGUUAGAUGAAGAUUUACUCAGGUAGUACUGUAUUCUUGUUUAUAUUAGUAUAUUUUAAUAAAAUUGUUACCAAUA
This is a messenger RNA of Diabrotica balteata, 1138 nucleotides long. NCBI's taxonomy places the organism in Eukaryota, Metazoa, Arthropoda, Insecta, Coleoptera, Chrysomelidae. The record is from the annotation of a GenBank genome assembly.